AUGGCGCUCAUGGCAAGAGAUGGAGCCUCUGGGGCGGUUGCAGGUCCAAUAUGUAACGGCAUUCAUGGCGUGGAAGAAGGUGAAACUUGCACCAGCAUCUUUCAAGGGUUCAAGCUAGACGAGCGCCAGUUCCUUGAUAUCAAUCCUAAUAUCAACUGUAACCUUAUCUUUGUUGGUCAAUGGGUGUGCGUGAAUGGACGAGUGGUUUGA
This is a messenger RNA of Sphenostylis stenocarpa, 210 nucleotides long. NCBI's taxonomy places the organism in Eukaryota, Viridiplantae, Streptophyta, Magnoliopsida, Fabales, Fabaceae. The record is from the annotation of a GenBank genome assembly.